UGAGCGCAGCCGCAGAAAGUGCGCAGUGCCGGUCCAUCUCUCGGUGCUGCUGACCUCUCCUAGUCCGGUUCUGGAUAUGGGACGUGUUUUCUCGUAGUCCGGCCUUGAUUUAACACGGUGUCGGACAUUAGUGCAGCGGACGCAGCGGUGAUCGUAACAGAGCAUGUCCACCAUGGUUUACCCACAUGAGGAGAGACUAGAGAAGCUGACGCAGGAGGAGAUCAUCUCCAGCACUAAACUGGUGAUUCAGGGUCUGGAAGCUCUCAAGAGCGAGCACAACUCCAUCCUGCAGAGUCUGGUGGAGACCAUCCAGUGCUUAAAGAAAGAUGAGGAGGCCAGUUCGGUUCAUGAGAAGUCCAACCUGCUGCGCAAGUCUGUGGAGAUGAUUGAGCUGGGCCUGGGUGAAGCGCAGGUGAUGAUGGCCCUGUCCAGCCACCUGAACGCAGUGGAGUCAGAGAAGCAGAAGCUGCGCGCUCAGGUGCGACGGCUCUGUCAGGAGAACCAGUGGCUGAGGGACGAGCUGGCCAACACCCAGCAGAAGCUCCAGAAGAGCGAACAGAGCGUCGCACAGCUGGAGGAGGAGAAGAAACAUCUGGAGUUCAUGAACCAGCUCAAGAAAUAUGAUGAUGGCAUCUCACCAGAGGAAGAGAAAAAUGGUGAGACUCCCAGAGAUGCCCUGGAUGAUUUGUUUCCCAAUGAUGAAGAUGACCAGAUCCCACACCGGCACAACAGUGCGCUCGCUGCCGCUCAACAGGGUGGGUAUGAGAUCCCAGCCCGCCUCAGGACCCUCCAUAACCUGGUGAUCCAGUACGCCGCUCAGGGCCGCUACGAGGUGGCCGUGCCUCUCUGCAAACAGGCUCUGGAGGACCUGGAGAAAACCUCUGGACACGACCAUCCCGAUGUAGCCACCAUGCUCAACAUCCUGGCUCUGGUCUACAGGGACCAGAAUAAAUACAAGGAAGCUGCUCAUCUCCUUAAUGAUGCCCUGUCAAUCAGAGAAAAGACCCUGGGCAAUGACCACCCAGCUGUGGCGGCCACCCUCAACAACCUGGCGGUCCUGUACGGAAAGAGAGGAAAAUACAAGGAAGCAGAACCGCUGUGCAAGAGAGCCUUGGAGAUCAGAGAGAAGGUGUUGGGGCGGGAUCACCCAGACGUGGCCAAGCAGCUGAAUAAUCUGGCUCUGCUCUGCCAGAAUCAGGGGAAGUAUGAGGAGGUGGAGUAUUAUUACUGCAGGGCUCUGGAUAUCUACGAGAAAAAACUGGGACCUGACGACCCGAAUGUUGCCAAGACCAAAAACAACCUGGCUUCAUGCUAUCUGAAACAGGGCAAGUACAAGGAAGCUGAGAUCCUCUACAAAGAGAUCCUGACGCGCGCCCACGAGAAAGAGUUUGGAUCUGUAGAUGCUGAAAAUAAACCCAUCUGGAUGCAUGCUGAGGAAAGACAAGAGAGCAAAGGAAAGUUGGCAGAUGGGAAUCAUUAUGGGGAAUACGGCGGCUGGUACAAAGCCUGCAAGGUGAACAGCCCCACCGUAAACACCACACUGAGGAACCUGGGCGCUCUGUACCGUAAGCAGGGGAAAACAGAGGCGGCCGAGACCCUGGAGGAGUGUGCCAUGAGGUCCCGCAGACAGGGAGCGGCAGUGGAUCCUCAGAGAGAUGGAGAGAGGCGGAGGAGCACUGCAUCCAUCUCCAGCGUGAAGUACGACUGCAGCAAUGAUACCGGGGAAGAGGGCAGUGUGGAGUGGAAUGGGGACGGAUCUCUCAGGAGAAGCGGCUCUUUCGGGAAACUCAGGGAAGUCCUGCGCAGAAGCAGCGAGAUGCUGGUGAAGAAAAUCCAGGGAACCAUGCCACCAGAACCUCGCAACACAAACAUGAAGAGAGCCGCGUCCCUCGGUUAUCUGAACAGUAAUGGAGAUGAGGACUACUCUUUUCAGGGUUCGGGAGCAGCGAGGACGUUGAGAAACAGCAGGCCUCUGAGCUCAAGCACAGUGGAGCUGUACAAAAGCACAGACCAAUGAAAAUGCAUCCAUGUUCUGACUCAUUUCUCACUAGAUUUGUAGGAGGCUGUGGUUAAUGUGCUUUUAAUCAUGAACACUUUUGGCUUUUCGUCUGAGUUUACACAUAUAAAUCAUGCAUGGUUAUUUUUCGUCAAGGAAUAGUUCAUCCAGAAAUGAAAACUCGUCUUUUAAUCAUUCUCAUGUAGACCACAAAAGACAAAUUUAACUAACAGCUCUUUUUCCGUUAAAUAAAAAGUGAAUGGAAAUGGGUGCCGUCAAACUCCAAAAACAACAAAAAGCUCCAUAAAACUAACCUACUUGUGCACUAAAUUCUUCCUGUCAUACUGUACAGACCAAAAUAUGGAAGCUUGUUUCCACCAGUAGAUAAAAAAAAAGGGCUACUUGCAACUGUCUUCUUGCAAAUCAGAGUUUAUAUCUCACAAUUCUGAGAAUAAAAAGUCAGAAAUGUAAGAUAAAAAAAUUCAUAAUUACCCAUGGCGGGAAAAAAACAAACAAAAAAACUCUGAACUGCAAGAUGUAAAUAUGCAGCUUUUGCGACUUUUUUUCUCACAAAUCUUAGGUUAUAUCUCACAAUGAUGAGAAAAAAAGUCAGAAUUGCAAGAUGUAAAUUCAGAAUUCCAAGAAAAAAAAUUCAGAAUUUUGAGAAAAAAAAUUAUGCAUGGCGGGAAAAACCCCUCUGAAAUUUAAGAUGUAGCCUAAACGUGCAGGUUUUGCAACUUUUGUAAAUUCAGAAUUGUGAGAAAAGUCAGAGUUGAGAGAUAAAAUUCGCCAUUAAAAGAAAAUUUAAAAUUCCAAGAAAAAAGCCAGAAUUUCGAGAUAAAAAGUUGCAAUUAACCUUGGCAAAAAAAAACUAAACAGAAUUGUGAGAUGUAAAUUCAGAAUUCCGAGAAAGAAUGAGAGAUAUACACUCUAUUACAAGACAAAAAGUUGUUGUGAAUUAUAUAUAGUUUGCAAUUUUGAGAAAAAGUCAGAAUUAUGAGAUAUAAACCUAAAAUAUUAAUACAAAAUUUUAAGAUUUUCGUGACAGACACAAGCUUACAUACCAAAAUGUAUGUUUUUACUAAGGGUGAAGAAAUGAAUUGCUGUGUGGAAGAAGACUUUUAUGGUGCCUUUUUGACAGCCCUGUUCACCAUAUGCUUUCAUUGUAUGUAAAAGAGCAGCUUGGACAUUUUGCUAAACAUCUGCAUUUGCAAAUAAAGUCACACAAGUUUAGAAAAACGGAUAGGGGUGGGUUAUAUGACCAAAAUCUUUUUAUUUAACAAUAACUCUAUAUAUCACAGUGCAGUUCUUUUUGUUGCUUAUUUUAUGUUUGUUAUUAAAAAUAAGAACCAAGAAGUGCAUAUAAAUAUAAUAAAACAAACAUGCAUGAAAUGAACAUUUAAGUCUUUCAGGUAGCAUUCAGGUACAAUAAAUGAUGUAAAUGAUGACAAUUUGAAUUUUUGGGUGAACUAAUCAUUUAAAACUAUUUUAACCUUUCUUAAAACCGAUAGCAACUGCCUUAACAUUACUUUUUGAAACCUAAUAUGGCACAACUACAAUAUUUUAUAUGCUGAAAACACUGGAAUGUGAUGGCUGCUGUGGGAGGCUUUGUGUGUAGUACAGAUCUGAAUUAUGUAAUGAGUGAUUUUAACCCCAGUGGGAAAGACCAGAAAUCCACCUGGCUCAUUCUCUCAGGUAUUAAAUAUCCUUUUGACACAUAUUUAGCAGUGAAAUUUGACCUCCGGUGACAAAAACCCACAAGAAACCCGGUGCACGAGCAUUGUUCACUCAGAGCUCAAGAGAGGUGUUGUGUUGCUCAUGACCUGAUUCAUCAGCCAUGCACGGCAGUCGUUUUAUUCCAGUCGCUCCUUCAUUAUGUGAUGAAUAUGUCCUAAUUUAUAGGUUCUGCCCCCAUGUGUUUCUGUAACUUUGUGUGAUGUAUUUAUUUACUCUGUUCAAGUUUUAAAGCAACCAUAUUGUCAUUUUUUUCAUUGCUAAUUAAAAUUUGGAAUAUAUAUGUAAUCUGUAAAUAUGGAAUUUGAAUAUAUGGAAAUUACGUUUAUCAGUUUGAUAUUUGUACAACACGAACCAAGCUUUACAGUCCACAUGUGUUAUUGAGCAGCCUGUUUCAUUAGUAAAGAGGAGUUGAUUUAUAUAGAAAAAUCUAGUUCUCCUAAGGUCUGUGGUUUCUAAUCAUUUCAUGCUCCAGUGUCCAUGGACUUCUCAGGCUCCUGCUGGUUAGACUUGUUUGUCUAAGUAUCCAAGUAUGUUUUGAAAGCACUUUUUUGAGAGUCAUUUGCUGGGCAAAAACUAGAUGCUUGAAUGAACUUUCACUGUCUGAUUUGGCUUGAUUGAAAUAAAAACUUUUAGUGAAAUCA
Messenger RNA from Onychostoma macrolepis, 4374 nucleotides. RefSeq names its product kinesin light chain 4 (gene klc4). The record is from RefSeq and is a predicted model, not a curated record. Gene Ontology annotation, biological process: microtubule-based movement. Lineage: Eukaryota; Metazoa; Chordata; Actinopteri; Cypriniformes; Cyprinidae. Gene Ontology annotation, cellular component: kinesin complex; membrane-bounded organelle; cytoplasm. The coding region runs from base 164 to 2017 and encodes 617 amino acids. The transcript is spliced from 16 exons. Gene Ontology annotation, molecular function: kinesin binding.